AAGUAUGAAAGCUAUGUGCCGGAAGCAACAUUCAACGUUCCACCAAAUUUAUAAAUUCAAGCUCUCAAUAACACGUUUCUUCGUCUUCUUCGAUUUGCCUUAGAUUUUUCUUUUUGAUCGUUUUUCUCGAGAAAAUCCCAAGUGGGAAAAUGGGUCUUUUUGAUCUGGAGGAGCACUUUGCGUUUUACGGAGCAUACCACAGAAACCCAGUUAACAUUUUGCUACACACCUUGUUUGUGUGGCCCAUAUUUUUCACUGCCCUUAUUCUUUUCUACUUCACGCCUCCUCUUUGUGAUCUAUCCCAUAUUGGGUUCGUCCCAUCAGCGUUUCUUGAUCAAGGCUAUGUAUUGAAUUUCGGUUUCUUGUUUGCUCUGUUCUACGGUUUGUUCUAUAUGUGUUUGGAUAAGAAAUCUGGGUCUCUGGCUGCUUUGCUCUGUCUUGUUUGUUGGGUUGGUGCCAGCUCUGUUGCGAUGAGGCUUGGGUUUUCACUCGCUUGGAAGGUUGUAUUGGCAUCGCAGUUGUUCUGUUGGACAGGACAAUUCCUCGGCCAUGGAGUGUUUGAGAAACGGGCUCCUGCUCUCUUGGAUAACCUUGUUCAAGCCUUUCUGAUGGCACCAUUCUUUGUAUUGCUGGAGGCUCUGCAAUUCUGCUGCGACUAUGAACCAUAUCCGGGGUUUCAUGAGGGCGUAAAAGCAAAAAUUGAAGCUGAACUUAAGGAAUUCGAGGGCAGAAAGCAAAAUAAAAUUUCUUAGCUGUAAUGGUGAAGUAUGGAUAUAUAGCUCAUUAAGUAACUCUUUAUACAAAUGAAAAGAAAUUUUCCACAGCCAUGUAUUAUCUCCCAAGUGCAAAGCAGGACUAGCAGUUAUUAGCCCUGUAAUUAUGAAUUAUUCUGUGAAAUAAAAUUAUCUGUUGGCCCUAA
This is a messenger RNA of Tripterygium wilfordii, 919 nucleotides long. RefSeq names its product 2-hydroxy-palmitic acid dioxygenase mpo1-like. The coding region runs from base 150 to 752 and encodes 200 amino acids. NCBI's taxonomy places the organism in Eukaryota, Viridiplantae, Streptophyta, Magnoliopsida, Celastrales, Celastraceae. Gene Ontology annotation, cellular component: endoplasmic reticulum. The transcript has 4 exons. The record is from RefSeq and is a predicted model, not a curated record. Gene Ontology annotation, biological process: sphingoid catabolic process.